Messenger RNA from Cydia fagiglandana, 1847 nucleotides. RefSeq lists its product as uncharacterized. The transcript has a single exon. The record is from RefSeq and is a predicted model, not a curated record. The coding region runs from base 627 to 1619 and encodes 330 amino acids. Lineage: Eukaryota; Metazoa; Arthropoda; Insecta; Lepidoptera; Tortricidae.
AAUAUUGGACCAGCGCAAUGUCUCCCGGUUCUGCUGAAGGUGUAGGCGACUCCAGCAGACUAGACUCGCCUACCUGCGUUAGUCCUGCGCAGUCGAGCGCCGUCAGCGGGGAUGAAGGAGGCCUGGGGGCCGAGUCGACCGGGGGUCGGGGUCAGUUACCCCCGCGAGGCAAUAUGCCCUUUUCGGUCCGGAUUUCAAGCGAAACGGUUGCCCUGUAGCUAGCCACUGCAGGGAAAUGGGGGGUUUUAUACUUUAUCGUGGACGUAGACGACCUCAGUUUUGGUACCAAUAAGAUUAGUAUUUUCAUAGUCGACAUCUAGCAUCGAGUAGUCUAAUGCUCAACGACAUAAGACUUUCCGGUUGGUGCUACAUCUAUUGCCACUUGACAGUACUACUACUUAAAGUACUGAUAAUUCCGCUACUCGAUAUUAGAUGUCCACUAUGAAAACACUAAUCUUUUUGGUACCAAAACUGAUGUAUGGAGUGAGCACUCUUGUCUUACUAUAUUUCUCUAUGACCACGGCAUAAGUGUAAAAACGCCCAAUGGACACGCGUCCCGUAUGGAUGAGGUGAUACGGUCCGCAGGCGAGAUGUGGGGAGGGUGUAGGUAACACCGGGGCUCUGCCAUGCUGACGGGGCAAGGGCGUGUGGAACCCCCGGGGAAAAUCGGAUCGUUUUCCCCAGCCAUGCGUCUGCAGCUCCCGAUGUCGCGCAUGAGUCCCAACUCAACACAUCUAUACCUCUUGGGUAGUCCUGGUGUCAAUGCGACAUCCCCAAAGGUGCGGGCUCCGUGGAGGGUGGGAAGCUCGAGAGGUGAAUUAUCAAGAAAACAAAAUAUGGAUGAACACAGAUCCCAAAACCCAGAACCAGAAAGAAAGAGAGGAGAGAAGAGAGUGGUUUCUGCAGAAGCGACGACAUUAAAUAUGGACGCUGGCGAGGGUGAGAAUGCAAAACGCAUUCUCACGGAAACAGAGUUACUCAGCAGACAAAAAAACAGAGCCAAGCGUUUGGCCACCUUGUUCGCGGUAAUGACAAAUCCCUUUACUGCAUUGACAGUAGAGCAAGCGGAGCAUAUUAAGAAUGCUCUCGAAAGCUGUAUUUUGAAGCUCGCUGAGCGCGUUCAGACCGAAGACACGUACUGGCCUUCGUUCUCGGGACCACCAGGCUAUAGCGAAGGUGUGCUCAAGUUACGCUGCGAGGGAAUGAAAGACGUGGAAUGGGUACAGAACGCUUUAGCCACUAUAAACUCACCAAUCCCGGGCACUAAACUAGUAAUUAAACGCCAAAGGGACAUCCCAAGAAGACUAAAAUCUGCAGUUCUUAUACCUUCUUGCACAGACGAUACCGAAACGAUCCACAACUUUCUGAUUUCUCAGAACGAGUGGUAUAAGAUCAGCAAGUGGGCUCUGUACAAAGUCGAACGGACCGAGGAGCCUCCAGGUACCUUUUUAGAUAUUGGUAUCCCAUUUGAUGAGAUAGCAACGGUAAUGGCAAGGGAGCGUAGGCUCUUGUAUAAAGAAAGCGUCGGUUAUAUCCGCUUUUAUGGAAAAGGGGCUACGCUGAAGGAUAUGCCACCACCAGCAUUGUAUACACCAGUUGUCUCUGACGCGACGACUUAGAGCCACCCUACCUAGCGUCUCCCGACGUCUUGUCAACUAUGGCUGCUGCUCGACGCAACGUCGACGCAACUGCGUAGCGACGCCGUAUUCCAUAGCGCUGACUAGACGCUGACGCUCAAAAGACGCUAGAGUGGGGUUGCCCUUAACAUCGCAGAGAAGCUUGUCGAGGUUUACGAGGCCUUUUGGAACGCUAAGUGUCAAAACUAUGUAAUUUUUAUUUUAUUAAGC